Raphanus sativus (radish) is the source of this 1190-nucleotide messenger RNA. RefSeq names its product F-box/kelch-repeat protein At5g39560-like. The record is from RefSeq and is a predicted model, not a curated record. NCBI's taxonomy places the organism in Eukaryota, Viridiplantae, Streptophyta, Magnoliopsida, Brassicales, Brassicaceae. Gene Ontology annotation, molecular function: protein binding. Bases 21 to 1190 code for a protein of 389 amino acids. The transcript has a single exon.
CAAGCCAAAUUCAGUCGACCAUGAUCCCCGAAGAAUGUAGACCGAAGCAGAAAAAGAAUAAGACCGAGGCUCAACCACUAUCGUUCUCGUCACUCCCAGAUGAACUCGUAGAGAACAUUCUUGCACGUAUCCCAAACUGGAAGUACUCUAACCUCUCUCUCGUCUCCAAGAGAUUCCUCUCUAUCCUCUCUUCUCCCGAGCUCUACGCAACGCGGUCUCGCAUCGGAACCACCGAACCAUGCCUCUAUUUCUGCUUGGAAGACUCUCCCAAUAUCCCAUCUCCUAAAUGGUUUAGUCUUCGGAUGAAACCUGCUAAUGAAACCCUAAAAGACGACCGUGAUAUUCUUGGAGACUAUUCGUUGGUUCCGGUACCGUCUAGUCCCCAUACUCAUCAACUAGACUAUCCUCCCACCGUAGUUGUUGGUUCGGAAAUAUAUUUAAUCGGUGGACCCUCCUACGGACCGCCGUCUUCCCUUGUCCGUAUCCUUGAUUGUCGGAGUCACACAUGGCGUGAUGGCCCUAGCAUGUCCGUGGCACGUGCGGGUGCGUCUGCUUAUUACAUUCAUGGGAAAAUAUAUGUAAUGGAAAGAUGCCGGAAAGAUGAUGAUAACUGGAUGGAAGCAUUGGACGUAAAGACACAGAGUUGGAGUCCCUUGCUGAGCCACGGAGCUACUGACUUUCGCAGCGACUGGUUUAUAAUCAAAGUGUUUAGAGGAAAGAUUUACGUAAUUGGUAGUACAAACUAUGCUUAUGACCGGAACACAGAUACGUGGGAAGUUGUGAAAACGCACGAGUUGACAUUCAGCUGUAUACUUGCAGCAAAUUGGUGUGUGAUUAAGAAUGUAAUAUAUAGUUAUAGAGAUGGUUCUCUCGUACGGUUUAGUUACAAUAAGAGAAGGUGGGUAAAAGUCGAGGGUGGGGAUUUGGAACUGUUUCGUACGCAUAGAAGAUAUAAGUUUUCAGGGGAGUGUGUGCUUAGUAUACGUAACCACGGUGGAAAACUUUUAGUCAUGUGGUCUCCCAGGUUUGAGGAAAACAAUAUUGGAAAAUCAGAAAGGAGAAUUUGGUGCGCCAAAAUCGCGUUAGAAGGGAGUGGAAAUGGGGUUUGGGGAAGAGUGGAGUGGGCUAAUGAAGUGCUUAAAGUCACCAGUUCGUAUAAGUUCUUGAGUUGUGUAGUCAGUUGGAUUUGA